This is a messenger RNA of Triticum aestivum (bread wheat), 4864 nucleotides long. RefSeq names its product transmembrane protein 87B. Gene Ontology annotation, biological process: transport. The coding region runs from base 2732 to 4075 and encodes 447 amino acids. Lineage: Eukaryota; Viridiplantae; Streptophyta; Magnoliopsida; Poales; Poaceae. Gene Ontology annotation, cellular component: Golgi apparatus; membrane. The transcript has 6 exons. The record is from RefSeq and is a predicted model, not a curated record.
UCAGGCAAGGCGGCUAGGCAUUUACGAUGUGCUGGAUUAGAUCAAUUCUCCAUCGUCCAUCCAGAUACGUGCAAACAGCGGCACAACACUAUCGCCUUCUCCCCAAAAAACAACAGCAUAGCACAGUCCUCUUCUCCCCCAGAUCCAGUCGCGCCCGAGCGCCUCCUCGUGCCCUUGUCGAGGAAGCAGGCAACCUUCGAGGCGCCCCUCUCCCACAGCUCGAACCCGAGUAGCUCGAGCCAGUCAUCCCCGCCGGCGAUCUGCAACAACAGUAGCAGGACCCCGCCGAAGAACUCAAACAACAACAAUGGCGCCGCCACCAUGGAGCCCAGAACUCCGCCAUCACACUCGCAUCAAGUCGCCCGAACCUACACACCGACGCCCUCCGCUGCGACCCAGCAUGCCCGCGUCAGCAGGAGGAUCUCCGACACUGGCCUCGACCGCCUCCCUCUAUUCGAUAACCCCGAUUCAGACCGCCCAGAAGCCUCCAAUCCAUCAGAAGCAAUCGCUGCUUUAGGCCAACUCCACUGCACGACCCCAAACGGACGUCUGUUUUGUCUGGAUUCUGUCCGUUUGGGUAGGGAUUUGGGGUCGUGUCCGGACGUGUCCUGGGAUGCGGUGGGCAUGUGCCCAGCGCGCGGACGCAUCCCGACCGUAUCCUGUCCGCGUAUUUUUCUUUGCAAGUCCUUAACUUUUUUUUAUCAUUCAUUUUUGGUACAUGACAAUACAUCAUCACAUUUUGACUAGUAAAGCAAGGCCAAAGAAAAUAAGAACAACAAGAAUACAUUUUAGAAGAUAGCCAACUUCCAUAACUGCCCUCUUGAGUUGGGUUAGGGCCUUCUUGAUGCACUCAUUGUUGAUCUGUGGAGGAGGCUCGAUCUGGCAUCCUCCUUUCUUCUUCAAGCCAGAUGUAGAUGUUGCUUCGUGUCUAGCCUCUAAUUUAGCAAUAAGUGCACUUGUCUCAUUUACAUCCUCUAUGCUAGCUAAAAGUGCACGAACAUGUACUAAAUUUCGCUCUAUCAAUAUAUCGAUGUACUCUUUUUCCCAAUACCAAAACUUGCAUCCAUUCUACACAACAAAAUUUGAAGUUAGCACAUUAGUCAAAUCUAGAGCACAAACUGAAGCUAAAAAAAGCACAUACCCCAUCGUUUAAGCACUUAAUGAACACCCAUCCGGGAUGUUCCGGCGUUGUAGACACGCGGCGCACGACCAUCCUUGGACAGUGGUCGCACUUAAUAAGUGGCAACGGUGCGCCGGCGAGCUUUUGGGCAAGCACCGAGCCCGGCCGACCGUCAUUCGUGUAUCUGCCGGCGGACCACCGACGAUGCAGAUCCGAGCGGCUAGAAGAGGAGCCACUGCCUGCAUGUGGCCUUGUGGCCCUGCCAGGGCCUUCCGGCGAGGUGCCCGGCCUCCCACAGCCGUCGAGCUCAAGACCGAUCGGAUCCGCCCCAAAAUCGGCCGGCGGGUGCGCAAACCAGGUGGCCGUGGUUGGGUAGCUCGGUGGUGCCGAGGGGAAGGGGUUGGGCGAGCUCGCGUCCGAACUGCACGACUGCAAUGGCAGCAGCGACGGUGGCAGCGAGGGAAAGAGUGGGGAAGAGUGGAGGGGGUGCGGCCGGAGGGAGGGAGGGGGACGGAUAGAAAAAGGGCCGCCUUGUGCCACCGACGGGCGGGCCAGGGGAGGACACGCGCAGACGACCCGUGCGUCCGCGUGCUGUCCGUUUCACCCUAAAAGCGGCGCAAACUUGGGCUGCGGAUGGGUCGAAAGCGGACACAAAACGGACAAAAGUCCGUUUGCUCCCGCGCGCUGGGCCGCCUCUUUUGUUCCUUUUACCCAAACGGACGGGGCCGGACAAGAUAGGGUCGCGCGGUGGAGUUGUCCUUAUUAUUAGGGGAAGAUAUAGAUAUAGAUUUGCCCACCAGUAAAAAGUCAUUUUUCCAAAUAAAACCAACCACCUAUCUGCUCGCCUCUUUCCCCACGCCGCCUGCUUCCGGUGAGAAGUAUAGCAGUGAGCUACUCCUACAACGGAGUGACCGAUCUACCACCACCACCCCACACCCACACGCCGCUCGCCCUCGUCUCGAGAUCUCUGGCGCUUCCCAUGAAUCCCCACCCCCUCCGCCUCGGCGCGCUCUUGGCGGCCCUCGUGCUUGCCGCCGGCGGCGGGUGGUGGGGCCGUGCGGAGGCGUCGAUCCACACCUACGGGCGCGAGUCGUUCCGCGAGGUGGGCAACGCUUUCCUCCUCUCCGGCGGCAGCGAGGGCAUCGUCGCCGACGGGGUCGAUCUCGCCGCCCCCGCCUCCUCCUUCAUCAAGUAAGGCCAGGGGUGUGUGCUUUUCUGUGUGACGCGUUGCGUUUGGACGGGCUGUGAAUAGCGGCUCUAUCAUUGCUUUGCUUGCUCACUAACAUUUAAUUCGAGUUUGACGUGGUUUCUCGUGGAUUAAGCAUUUUAGCUUGCUCCCAUGCGCCUCAAAGAAAUUUUGGAUUGCUAAUAGUUCAAGCUGCAUGCCUGCAACCCACAUUCUUCCCACCCAUUGUAAUUUUCAGUUCAUUAUGCACAAAAUUCGAGAGUUGUUGAUGCGUAUGUUGGCCUGUGUCGUAUUUGAGAUGAUGUUGGUGAGAUGAACAUGAUGAAGUAUUCACUUUUACUGACAGUUUUCUUUCUGUUUCAGUGUUUUAACUCUUUUGUUCACUGGAUUACCAAUAUGCUUGUAAACUGCUUUGAAACUUGUAGAUGUUUGUGAAUGUUACUUUCUGGAGGAACGCAGAAUCAGCAGAAUCACAUGCAAAAAUGGCACAUAGUACAGGCUUGGUGCAAGCUAUUUUAUUUGAAGCAGCUGACAGGGAUAACAUUGGGGGUUCUGCCUAUGGUGGACAGAGGUCCAUUUGUUGCACCCCUGACCUUGCUAAACUAGAGGGCUGCAAACAAGGUGAAGUAAUCAGGAGGCCAUCUUCUGAUGACCCAGCUUGGCCUGUCGUGGUAGAUACACACUUCAGUGCUAAUCACCUUUCAGUGAAGUUGGAUGAUGAGGAAGUUCACAUUACAAAGACAGGCAUGUACAACUUGUUCUUCAUUUCUUGUGAUCCAAAACUAAGGGGCCUUGCUAUGAGUGGGAAGACAAUCUGGAGAAAUCCUGGGGGGUACCUACCGGGACGAAUGGCACCUCUGAUGAGAUUUUAUGUUUUCAUGUCGCUGGCUUAUCUGUUAGUCAUGGUUGUCUGGUUUAGCAAUUACAUAAGGUUUUGGAGAGAUAUACUGCCAAUACAGAAUUGGAUCACACUAGUAAUUGCUCUUGGACUGUUUGAGAUGACACUAUGGUACUUUGAGUACUUAAACUUCAACAGCAGCGGUGUACGACCUGUCGGAAUUACAACUUGGGUUGUAACUGUUGGCGCUAUCAGAAAAACAAUUUCCCGUCUACUGAUCCUUUCUAUAUCCAUGGGAUACGGUGUUGUUCGCCCAACUCUAGGAGGGCUCACCUCUAAGGUUUUACUCCUUGGGCUUACAUAUUUCCUGGCUUCUGAAUUACUGGAUAUUUCAGAAAAUGUUGGAACAAUUAAUGACAUCUCAGGCAAAGCAAAGCUUUUCCUUGUCCUUCCUGAUGCAUUUUUGGAUGCUUUUCUCAUACUUUGGAUUUUCACUUCUCUUUCCCGCACUCUCGAGAAAUUACAGGCAAGGAGGAGUUCUGUGAAAUUGGAUAUAUACAGAAAGUUCACAAAUGCACUGGCGGUCUCUGUCAUAGCUUCAGUUGUCUGGAUUGGCUAUGAGGUCUAUUUCAAAGCAACAGAUCCCUUUAGUGAGAGAUGGCAGAGUGCCUGGAUCAUAACAGCCUUCUGGGACGUUCUUGCAUUUGUUUUGCUUAUUGUGAUAUGUUAUUUGUGGGCACCUUCCCAAAGCUCACAAAGAUAUGCAUAUUCAGGCGAAACUGUCGACGAUGACGAUGAUGAGGCUCAGUCUCUGACAAAAGGGUCUGAUGGUGAUGUGGGGAUGGUAAAGAUCGACAAAGACAGAAAUGCUGGUGUUAGCAGUGCUUUCAGCUUGGAAGAUGAUGAGGCUGAAGAGGACAAAAGAGAAUAGUAUUUCUUCCCUUGUUCCUUGUGCCCAGGUACCCCAGAAGCAAGUGGUUUGUUGGAGCGAGAAUGUUCCAUGGGUUCGAGUGUUUUUUUGGUGAUUCGAUGUCCUCUGAUGUUCCUACCUUAGACAGGUUUUGUUGUAGAAGCGUGUGAUUUUUACCCACACCGUGGAAGUGUGAUGACCCGUAUGGGGUGUGGGUCGGUGCUUGACUUUGAAGUGCCAGUGUGACAUUGCCCUCGUCUCGAGAAGGAACCCCAUACCAGAUUGGCGCUGAUGGGAACCGCUGAGGAGCCCCAUCCCAGGUUGGCGCCGAUGGGAACAGCUGGCGAAGCACCUCGUUGUCUUCGGGAGUGAAGACCAGUGUACUGUGAGUUGGACCAUGGCGGAGGUGCCCCUCUUGACCAUACGGUGAUUCAAAAUCGCCUCCCUAAGCAGGGGUAGUUUCUGUCAAAUCAGGUGCCCGUGGAAGCUCGGAGAAGACGAGCGUGUAAUCAGGCGCGAAUGCUGGGAGACAGAAUACCAGGUGGAUACGGCUUUCCCGUGGCAGUGUUAGCUUGUACACCAGAUUUCCCACCUUCUGCUCGAUUUCUGGUGGCAGUGCGAGCUUGUACGCCAGACUUCACCUUCUGCUCGACGCCCGGGUGGUUCGUUUACCGUGGACUGGACGUACGACUGCAGCUAUGAGGACACAUCCCCACGGCAUAUGUUGAGGUGGACAUUUUCAUGUGCAUGAAUGCAUGUUGUGGUGGGCCUUUUGCCAUGCAUGUUGCUUGAUGAUGUGGCAUACUUGCA